AUGUAUCACUUUCCCAAAUAUGACGAGGAGCAGAGGAGAGAAAAAGAGGAACAGAGGAAAGAAAGAAAACGCGUGCGAAGGCGUCGACGAAAAGAAAAGAUCCUUAAACCAAGCUGGAAGGAAAAAACUCAGCAAGCAACGUUUCCUGUUCUUGUCGAAAGAUCCAAAGCAAGUCCACCACUGAGGCACAGGACAAGAAUUUACUUUUCUCCAGAGUUUGAAGCAAUGCACAGUGCUCUUGACUCUGCAGAAAAUAGCGACAAUGAGGAGUAUUACGUUACCAGAGUAAGACCUCCAUUGCCAGUCGGAUCUGAGCUUUCCCAUCAAACACGCACCAGAAAGAAAAAGAAAGCAACUAAAGUCGAAGAAGAACUCUCUCAUUCUUUGUACCCGUCUUAUUUAGAGACCCCCCCUUUCAGAAAUGGAAUUUCUUUCGCAACGGAAGCACCCACCAGAAACGUGGAUCCCCUUCCCGCGAGGAGAAGCAUGGAGAGUAUGUUAGGUUUGGACUUGACUGAAAUGCAGAUGCGUCUCAAGAAACCGAACAAACUUCCUCCUAUAGAUAAGGAAAAUAAAUUACAACACACUGAUGAAUACCCCUGCAUGAAGCGUUAUUGA
Messenger RNA from Pocillopora meandrina, 618 nucleotides. The record is from the annotation of a GenBank genome assembly. NCBI's taxonomy places the organism in Eukaryota, Metazoa, Cnidaria, Anthozoa, Scleractinia, Pocilloporidae.